Messenger RNA from Manihot esculenta (cassava), 2343 nucleotides. Its product is annotated as transcription factor ICE1. The transcript has 4 exons. Gene Ontology annotation, cellular component: nucleus. Gene Ontology annotation, molecular function: sequence-specific DNA binding; DNA-binding transcription factor activity; protein dimerization activity. The coding region runs from base 186 to 1802 and encodes 538 amino acids. The record is from RefSeq and is a predicted model, not a curated record. Gene Ontology annotation, biological process: regulation of DNA-templated transcription. Lineage: Eukaryota; Viridiplantae; Streptophyta; Magnoliopsida; Malpighiales; Euphorbiaceae.
GAUUAGUGUAACGUUCAAAGAGAAGGUGUGUCACAUCCUUCUCAAUUUUCCUACAACAAAAAGCCAUAUCCCUCUACCUUGUGCAACUAACUCUCAUCUUUCUCUUUUAUCUCAUCCUUUUCUCAGCAAUUUGUUUUGCUUCCCUCACUUUCCAGACAAAAUAUAACAGAAAUCCAGAAACGAAAAUGUUGUCUGGAUUAAAUGGCACUGUCUGGAUGGAAGAUAAAGAAGCGCAACACUCCACCACAGACAACAACAUUCACAAUAGCUGUGAUGUGAUAGAGAGCAAGGAAGAUAUGGGUUCCCUUUCUACAUUCAAAUCCAUGCUCGAAGUAGAAGAAGAAGACUGGUAUAUUGCUAAUAGUAGUAUCCAUCAUCAUCAAGAUACCAUCAGAGAUAUUACAUUUUCACCAAAUCUUGCCGAAACAGAUAAUCUGUUGCUUCACCCUGCGGAUUCCUCCUCUUCUUGCUCACCAGCUUCCUCUGUUUUUAACAAUAUAGACCCAUCUCAGGUGCCCUACUUUAUGCACUCAAAACCUACCUUAUCUUCACUUCUUAACGCUGUCUCUAAUAACCCUUUAGAGCAUGACAUUGAGUUGGGCGAAAUUGGGUUCCUUGACAACCAGUCAACUACUACUACUACAACAAAUGCCUCACCUUUGCUAAAUAGAGGAGGCGGAGUUUUAAGCAACUACACAGAUUUGAGCUCAAAUAAUCUGUUUAGCUCUUCUAAUUUAUCCCCUGAUCCACCUUUUUCAACUACUCGUGCGCUUCAGUUACCCGAAAAUGGUCCAGGGUUUACAGGGUUUAAUGGUUUUGUUGAGAGCUCAGGGAAUAGGCUGUUCUGUAAUAGGUCCAAGUUGUUGAGGCCUCUUGAAACAUUUCCUUCGAUGGGUGCACAACCAACUUUGUUUCAAAAGAGAGCAGCUUUGAAGAAGAAUUUGACUGAUAAUGGAAGCAAUUUGGGGGUUCUGAGUGGUAUUGAGAUUGAUAAAGGAAAGAGAGAAAUCACUCAGUUGAUCGAAGAGAAUGAGAAGAAGAGCAAAUUGGGUAAGUUAGAUGACACUGUAGAGGAUGUAAGCAUUGACGGGUCAGGUUUGAAUUAUGAUUCUGAUGAGGUAACUGAAAAUAUUAAAAUGGAGGAGAUUGGUAAAAAUGGAGGGAAUAGCUCAAAUGCAAAUAGCAGCGUGACUGGCGGUGGUGUUGGGGAUCAGAAGGGGAAGAAGAAGGGGCUCCCUGCUAAGAAUUUGAUGGCAGAAAGGAGACGCCGGAAGAAGCUCAAUGAUAGGCUGUACAUGCUAAGGUCUGUAGUCCCAAAAAUAAGCAAGAUGGAUAGGGCAUCAAUCCUUGGGGAUGCAAUCGAGUACUUGAAGGAACUUCUGCAAAGGAUCAAUGACCUCCAUAACGAAUUGGAGUCAACUCCUGGCUCUUCAUUGACACCCACAAGUUUUCACCCUCUGACACCUACUCCAUCAACAUUGCCCACUCGUAUCAAGGAUAAGCUUUGUCCCACCUCAUUGCCAAGUCCAAAUGCUCAACCAGCAAGGGUUGAAGUCAGAGUGAGAGAAGGAAGAGCUGUAAACAUUCAUAUGUUUUGCGGUCGCAGACCAGGUCUCCUGCUCUCCACCAUGAGGGCCUUGGAUAACCUUGGCCUAGACAUUCAGCAAGCUGUCAUCAGUUGUUUCAAUGGUUUUGCCAUGGACAUCUUCCGAGCUGAGCAAAGCAAAGAAGGGCAGGAUGUGCAACCUGAGCAAAUUAAAGCAGUGCUCCUGGAUUCAGCAGGUUUCCAUGGAAUGAUAUAGCAGUCUCACUUUAAACAUGCAUAAGGUCAUGUUGCAGCUAUCAAAUAUAGUAGUUUGUCAUCAAGAGUUCUUUGAAAGGAAUCAUAAUUCUGUAUAACUUUUGAAAUUUCCGUUGAGAAAUUUUUUUUUUUAAAUAUAUCAUUUAGUGAGAUAGUAUAAAAUUAAACUAAUAAAUUUUUUACAAUAAGAAUAUUAAAAUAAUUUUUUAUAAAAAACUUUUCUUACUACCAUUACAAUAAUAAAAAUACAAAAUUCCUAAAGUGGAGUUUUUGAACACUGGCGAAAGACGCCUAGUAUUUCAUAAAGCAAAAAACAGCAAAACAGACAAAGAAGAAACAUGCUCCGGUUUCUCUUUGGAUCAUUCAUGUGACGGAUACCAAACGCAUGACGACGUCUUCGGCUUAUCUGCUGCUUUUUCUUUCGUCUAAUCCAAACGCAAUAACAGAUCCCGCCAACGUCUUCUUUACACUUCACUCCACAAUAAAUUCAACUCCACUCUCAAAAACGUGAUUGUGACUCGUGAUAAUUAUCAAAAAAUAAA